This is a messenger RNA of Uloborus diversus, 1953 nucleotides long. It is a transcript of the gene CCT7, whose product is annotated as T-complex protein 1 subunit eta-like. Lineage: Eukaryota; Metazoa; Arthropoda; Arachnida; Araneae; Uloboridae. Gene Ontology annotation, biological process: protein folding. Gene Ontology annotation, cellular component: chaperonin-containing T-complex. Gene Ontology annotation, molecular function: ATP-dependent protein folding chaperone; ATP hydrolysis activity; ATP binding. The record is from RefSeq and is a predicted model, not a curated record. Bases 70 to 1701 code for a protein of 543 amino acids. The transcript is spliced from 12 exons.
GGAAUUGAUCUCUUCCUUCCAACCGUUUGUUUAUAUUCUAUUGGGUUAGUUUCUGCUGUUUCAUAAAAAAUGACAAUGAAUGGUCCUAUCAUUCUCCUCAAAGAAGGUACAGAAAAUAGUCAAGGUAAACAGCAGAUUAUUAGCAACAUCAAUGCCUGCCAAGUUGUUGCAGAAGCAGUGAGGACUACAUUAGGUCCUCGUGGCAUGGAUAAAUUGAUUGUGGAUUCAAAGGGAAAAACCGUUAUUUCCAAUGAUGGUGCCACUAUCCUCAAGGAAUUAGAAGUUGUUCAUCCAGCAGCUCGUACUCUAGUUGAUAUUGCAAAAUCACAAGAUGCUGAGGUGGGAGAUGGUACUACUACUGUAACCCUAUUAGCAGCUGAAAUCCUGAAACAGUGUAAACCUUUAAUUGAAGAUGGUAUCCAUCCUCAGAUAAUAAUGCGGAGUCUUCGUACUGCUUUGCAAAUGGCUAAAGCAAAGAUAAAUGAAAUAGCAGUCAAAGUAGAAAAAGGUGAUGUUAAUAAGCAAAGAACUUUGCUAGAAAAAUGUGCAAUGACUACUUUAAGCUCAAAACUAAUUGCAGCACAAAAGGAAUUUUUUGCCAAGAUGGUAGUGAAUGCUGUUAUGCAAUUAGAUGAACUACUUCCAUUGAAUAUGAUAGGAAUAAAAAAAGUUCAAGGUGGAGCACUUGAGGAAUCAUUGCUUGUUUCUGGUGUUGCUUUUAAGAAGACAUUUUCUUAUGCUGGUUUUGAAAUGCAGCCAAAGAAGUAUCAAAAUCCUAAAAUUGCCUUAUUGAAUGUUGAACUUGAAUUGAAAGCUGAGAAAGAAAAUGCUGAAGUUCGAGUUGAAAGUGUCGAGGAAUAUCAACAUGUUGUUGAUGCAGAAUGGGAAAUUCUUUACCGUAAACUGGAGAAAAUAGUUGAAAGUGGUGCUAAAGUUGUACUUUCAAAAUUACCCAUUGGAGAUGUUGCUACACAGUAUUUUGCUGACAGAGAUAUGUUCUGUGCUGGUCGAGUUCCGGAAGAUGACCUGAAGAGGACCAUGAAAGCUUGUGGGGGUUCUGUUUUGUCUACUUGUUAUGAUAUUUCAGAAACUUCUCUUGGAAAAUGUGAUUUAUUUGAAGAAGUCCAAAUUGGUGGUGAAAGGUAUAACUUAUUUACUGGUUGUCCAAAUACCAAAACAGUAACAAUAAUUCUCAGAGGUGGUGCUGAGCAGUUUAUUGAAGAGAGUGAAAGAUCUUUGCAUGAUGCAAUAAUGAUAGUCCGCAGAGCUUUGAGGAAUGAUAGUGUUGUUGCUGGUGGUGGAGCUAUAGAAAUGGAACUGUCCAAAUUUUUGAGGGACUAUUCCAGAACUAUUAAAGGAAAAGAGCAAUUAAUUAUUGGAACUGUGGCUAAAGCAUUGGAAGUGAUCCCAAGGCAGCUCUGUGAUAAUGCUGGAUUUGACUCCACAAAUAUUUUGAAUAUGUUGAGACAAAAACAUGCAACUGGUGGAAUCUGGUAUGGAGUGGAUAUCAAUAAUGAAGACAUUGCUGAUAACUUUGAGGCCUGUGUGUGGGAACCAGCUGUUGUAAAGAUCAAUGCCCUCACAGCUGCUACAGAAGCGGCAUGUUUAAUAGUUUCAUUAGAUGAGACUAUCAAGAAUCCAAAAUCAAACGUUAAUCCACCUAGUGGUUUGCCAGGCAGAGGCAGAGGUCGACCAUUUUAAGUGUAUUUGAACUGGAAAGAGCUGUGAAUUCUUUUGUAUACUUAAAACAUUAAUUCCUGGGACUUUUGCACUUUUUGUUUGAAAUUCGAAGUGAGAUGCAUCUCGGUUGGAAUAACAAAGCUUGCCUUUAAAUUGGUCAUUUGUCUAACUACUAAAUGUUUUAUUUUUUUCAGAUGCUUUAUGUAUGAAAUGCUCAUCAACUUCAUUAUAUCAUAAUGAAUCAAAUAAAGUCUAUCAAGUUUCUCAUUAUCA